AUGGACGAAUCAAACUCACAGAGAAAACGAAUUGCUGUUGCGGUUUCCUCCCAAGAAGUCCAAGGUGUACGAUCGACCAGCCUGAACUACAACAUUAGCGUUUCGAGAAAGUAUUCCGGCCGGAAUUCCAAUGCAUCUCCUGCUCUAGCAAGCCCGCCACUCUACACACAUAACAUGAUGAACUUUGUCGGGCAAGACAGCCUGGGAGAUCAGAGCGACAUGACUUAUGGAUGCGGCCCGAAGCCGUAUCACCAAGUCCAGGAGUGGACGAAUGGAUAUGGUGACGACCAGCCCAUGGAUUUCGAGACAACUCACCAGGGAGCGCAGGGCAGUGACUAUCAGUAUAUGAUGGGAUCAUAUCGCUCCCCGGUCAAUCCAAUGGUAGAGAGAGGAAACAGCAUGACAUACAUGGAUGCCUGUGGGGGUUAUGGCUACAACAAUGCGCCAGGCCGACAGGCGUCUGCAGGAGAUGCCGGUUACUCUUUUAGCAGCGCAGUUUCUUGCUACUCUGAAUCAACCGCUGGCAAUGCGGACAAGAUGGCACCUUUGUCCUCGAGGCGCUCCCGACCAGGCUCUGUGAGCACCAUUGGCCGCCGAACCCCGGCCGUCUCCAAUGGGACAGACCAUUCCGCACUGAUGGAUAUCAGUGGAAGUCACUAUCACGCGUACGAUACCAGUGCUUUGGCUCCAUAUCAUGGAGGCUCUAUGGAUCGUAGCACGGACAUGUAUACUACUGUCCCGCCGGUAGACGAGUUUGGACAGGGAACUUCGUUGAGAUCUUCUCUGCCGGGGUACCCCUACCGAUACCCGGAUACCACGCCAGAAGGUGGAAACGUUCCUGUACUGGACGACCAACAGUAUCUUGUCCAGGGUCGUGGAUCGUACCUCGGAGGGAUUUUGGCAACGGAAAAUGGCACCAUGAACUGUCGAGGGAGCGCUUCUGCCGGCCUUCACAGCUGA
Molecule: messenger RNA, 960 nt
Organism: Metarhizium robertsii ARSEF 23
Lineage: Eukaryota; Fungi; Ascomycota; Sordariomycetes; Hypocreales; Clavicipitaceae
Exons: 2
Coding region: 1-960 (319 amino acids)
Source: RefSeq, a predicted model, not a curated record